AUGUUCCCCUUGUACGUGACCUGUGUUCAAUUAUGGUUAUCUUGUGCGGCUAGUAAGGAAAUUCGUGUGGCAGUAUUGGUACCAAUAACAGGAACAUUUCAAGUGGGAGAUGGUAUCAGGCCUGUGAUUAAAGCGGCUUUUGAUGAUGUAAACAACGAUGAGAAUUUACUUGUUGGUGUCAAUUUGACGUAUACAGUCCAAAACAGUGCGUGUGACCCAGUAAGAGCGGUUGGGAUAACCGCUGACCUUAUGCAGUCAUCAGCAUCUGUGGAUGCGUACAUAGGCCCGGGGUGUUCGAUAGCUUGCCUCUCUGCCGGUCUCCUCGCACAAUAUUGGAAUAAACCUAUCAUAUCGUUUUCGUGUUCAUCACUGGACCUUCAGGACAGGGACAAAUAUUCCACUUUUGCAAGAACACAGCCAUUUAGCCGCACGUAUUCAGAAAGUACACCUUUAAUUCUAUACCAGAUCAUGCGCAAGUUUAAAUGGCGAAGGGCGGCAAUCCUUGCUAAAGAUGACGGCCUCACGAGUAUCUGGGUACCAAUUGCGAACAACGUUUUGAAUUAUUUCAAAAGUAGCAACUUAACAAUUUCAUAUUAUAAUGUGUAUAAGGUUAUGGAUGAUUUAGAGACGCAAUAUAGAGACGCAAAGAAGCUUCUUGAGGAAACACAGAAACACGCUCGUGGUAAGCUAUUGUAGAACAGAAAAAAUUGUCAAAGAAAGCAAAAUAUUGUUGGUGAGGAUGUACCAUCAAUGUUACUGCUUCAUAGUAUUCAAAAUAAAGAUUGACGGGAAAUAACGUACCACGAAAGGACAUUUUCUCAUUGAAAAUUGCUUUCUCUGAGUCGAUCAUUUACAAUUGUUUACCUUUACCAGAAAGGAUUUCAUUUUCAUACAAACCUUAGUGGAAGAGAAAUUCAACUAGCGGCUCAUAUACAAACGUCUAUAAUGCUGAGAAGUUUUUAGAAAAAUGUAACGUUCAGCCUUAAGUCUGGACGCAAAAGCAUUAGAAAAAAUUUCCUCAACAAAUCAAGCUGAAAAGCGAGUACAAUCCACAUCAUUUUAACAUUCCUUUUCCUUUUUUCCUUUUAGUUAUAUUCAUUUUAGCCCAUAGGAAUGAGGUUGCGCGUCUGCUAUUAAUCGCUAAGGAGCUGGGAAUGCUGGAGGGAGAUUUCGCGUUUGUCACUUUGGAUUUCUACAUAUCAGAAUCUCUAAGAACAUCUUUGGCUAAGAAAACGUGGUCGCUGAGUUGGGAGAAGAUGCUGGAGAUAUUUGAAGGGCUCAUAACUUUGUCUGUUAAAAAACCCAAUGGCUUAGAGCUACAAAAUAUCACAAAAUGGUUAAAUAGAGGCCUUCAGGACAUGCCUGUCUUUCAAAAUCUCACUGCAGUGGUAAUCGUAUUAAUAGUUAUAUAUCUACGAUAUAAGUUUGCGAUUUUGCUUGAUGUUGACACCUGUGCACUGUAAUGGAGAGGAUUCAUGCACUUUUAGCGAGGCGCUCGAUUAUAAAUAAGCUCGGCAUAAAGUGCAGAAUAGUUUGUCACACGGUAACUCAUAUUAAUUUAAUGUUUCAUUGCAGUACAGAAAAAAGACAGAAUGACCCUGACUACUAUGAAUGCUUAUACUUCCCAGAUAGAAAUGCUGUUUCGUUUUCACUCAAAAUAUAAAUCAGAUCGUGAUAGUUUUACUAAUAAACAUGCACUAAAGGAAAAAAUUUUAUACCGGUGUACAAAUAGAAGUACAGUUUUGAGAAGAUUAUCAAUUAACCCCGUUUACUUUCCCGAAAAAUAAAAUAUAUUUUCUAGAUGUUGUGUGAGGAUAAAGCUUGUUCCUAUCAUUUACUUGUCUCGUGGCUCUCUCAUUAGCUAAGAAGUCAUUUAACCAACAAUGUUUCUCUUUUUAGGCAGCGAAGACUGCUCCUUACCUCUACGAUGCCGUUUUACUCUAUGCGCAUGCUCUUAAUCGCACUCUUAGCCAAAGAGGUAAUAUAUCCAACGGCACAACAGUGUUCAAGAACAUGGUCACUAAAACUCGGCUGUUUACAGGUAAACAACAAAGCUUCAACGGGAUUUGCAAGCAUUUUCUGCGCAUAAAUGCUGAUUUUAUAGGCGAUGUUUCAAAGAGUUAUGAUGAGAGGUUGAGGCUGAGAGUCACAGUUGUUUAAUAUAACACAUAUAAAGUAACUAUAAUAAAAAUUCCAAGGCCGUAUGAGAUUUUACAUUUGUUCACUGGAUUCAUAUGGAUGUUCAGUCAAACUCUACCUCGGAUGUUAUUCACAAAAUUAAAUACCUUACAAAGGGGUCUCCUUUCUGGGUCCAUAAGGGACCUCUGAGACCUCCCCUCCCCCCGAAAAAAAAGACUUCAUUUAUGCAUGGUAAGAGAGCUUGAGAGUGUGUAAGCAUGUUACCUGUAGAAGGUCUGUCUCCUUUUUUGAGAGAGGUAUCUAUUGAUGGAGGUAUCCUACGGCACUGCCUAUUCAUAUCUUCUCCCUCCUGGGUACUCAAUGGAUACAAUCAUAUAUAUAAUGUUUGUCAUCUAGGUCAGUAUAAAGCUUAAAUACUUAGUUUCCUUUCUUCACUUCACUUGAGAAAGGGUGAAGAAAAGAAACUUUUCUGGGUUUAAUCGAGCGUAUUCAAGAAAUUCGCAGGAGUUAUUUGUUGUCUCUAUUAAUUGGCAGGUAUGUCUGGACCUGUGAGGAUUGAUGAGAAAGGAAAUCGUGUGCCACAUUUUGUGUUUGAAAAUAUACACAAAAGCAGUGGAUCAGCAUUGCUGGAGCUGGAUUCAAACGGAACUGUCAUAAGGCGUUUCAACGUACGAGCUGUGUGGCCUGGGGGAUCAACUAAGAUUCCUGAUGACGAACCCGAGUGUGUGUUUGAUGAUUCGUGUAAAGGUAAAUUUUGGUAAAUAAGUAGCGAGGGUAGAUAAAGGGCAUUUCUGGAUAACUCUUUCACGUCUGUGCCAAAAGACAGUAUGGAAAAGGACCCAAACAACCGAGCAAACAAACAAACAACAACGAAAAACAACAGGCACAAAUGUUACAGUAACGUAAACAGAAUAAGGUAAUCUUUUUAAAGAAACAAAUUUUCUUCAAUUGUGUCCCUAGAUUUGGAGAAUUACAAAGGUUUUUGCUAUACGUGUACUUGAAGUAGGCUUGAAGCCAUAAAUUCAUAGUUCAGCAUAAGAUUCCAAAAAUUGUUGACAUUUUUCAUCAUGGCUGAAUGAGUACCAUGCUUACUCAAGACUUGGUGUUACGGUUAUAUUGUAUCUUGCAGAUUCUGAUGAGCAUAUGGAAGACUGGUUAAUUGUGGUUAUCGUUGUUUCCUCCUUUGUCGUUGUUCUGGUUCCUAUUUCUUACAUUUUUCACAGGUAAAAUAAUUAUUUAAUUUUCCAUUACUGCACCCUACGGACAUUCGUUUUUAACCUAAACUUUCAGCUCUUCCAAGUCUUCGUGGAUCUCAUCAAAGCCUUCCAUCAUCACCGUCUUAUAAUUGAGGCAGUCGAUGAGGUUUCUCAACGAUUGCAAGCUGCUAAUAGACAUAUUUUUUCUUCUUCUUCUAUCGAAGAUUAGAUUCUUUUUUUAAUCGUCUUCUUCCUCGCAUUAUUCACUAAUAGAUGAUGUGCUUAAACGCGUGGUUCAAAUUGGAUAAAUUUGCAACAUGUCUGAUCGCCAUCAAUCGAUAUUCCUCUCCAAUAAUUUUUUUACUUUUCAAAUCACUUCUAUUGGCGGAGAUCCUAGGAGGAUCUGCUGAUAGCCAAUUCUGCGCUGUACAGUCGCUUACGUGAACAUCCCUUGAAAUUUUAUUCACAAACACACUCAAAAAACACCGAGAUGGUGUGAUUUUAUUCCAGAGUUAUGCGUACGGGUUGCUAAGAAUUCCCUUUUUAGACUUACGCGACGGAUUUAGUCUUUCUCUUUGUUUUCUCUAUGAAUUCCAGGCGUAAAAUGUACGAGAAAGACCUUUUAAAUGACGCUUGGAUCAUAGAUUUUAGCCAAAUCACACUAGGUACGGUGGAUAACAGGUUCGCAAGUAAGGUAAGGAAGUAUGUUGUAAUAAUCGUACAACGAAAGUUGUCUUUCGUGUUCAACAUCAUUUUGAAUGUGUACCAUUUUCUUAAAAAAGAUCUGUUGAAUAGAGAUUAAUUUGAGAGUGACGUCCAAAAUGUUACAUUUGAUAUUAUUAGUCUCUAUCGGAUUUGCCAUUGUUUUGAGCCUAUGAAUUGUAUGUCUGCUACUUCAGUGAGUUUUCCAUCACUGAAGGAACUCAGAUAAAUGAUUUUCGCGUUGAGGUUCAUGAUCAGCGCUCUUGCACUUGACCCAAUAACGGCAUAAUCUUGAAACAACGUGACAGUAACGGAUCGUUGAGCAGACAUUAAGAAAAGGUCUUUGAUAAUCAGUCAUCAGAUACUGAAGAGGUUACUGCUAUUCGCACAACGGUAGUUUACAAACAUGAUGAAAUUAUUACCAGUUCUUUGCUGUUAGAGCCCCAAAGAAUUCUUAAUGCAUUUAAAAUGUCAUAUUAGGAGAAGGGUUUGUGGCUUUUCUAGCUAAUUCAAAUUUCUUUUCUGGCUUUCGUUAUUAAAAAGAUCCAAAAAGAAACUAAUUGAAUUAUGUGAAUUGCACCACCGAGUCAACUGCACUUAUCCCUUCUCCAUCUAAACCUGCGUGGAAUAUUAGCUAAUGAUAUGAUAUUCGAAAGCUACAGGAAACUAAACUGAAAAUCGGUUUCAGAAAAACGAUUUCUUUAGUUUGAUUGUCAUUGUAAUUGAGAUUAACACGCUCAUCUAAGAAAUCAAAACAGAAUGUAUGAUAUAGUAGUAGCUAUUCGUCUAGAACUAAGUGUUCUCAAGCACCGAGUUUGUAGUUUAAAAACGCAUGCAUGUCUCGUUUAAUUUGCACACGUUUACAGUGGAUCUUCGAUGUGGAUGACAACAUUCAAGACAAAGACCUGAGAUUGUCAAGGACUCUCAACAAUAGCAUUGGCUCUAAGUUUACAGUGAGUAAAAAAAAUGACCCGAAGUUAGAGGAUUCCGAGUUGAGUGAAUCUUGCAAAAAUCCAUCAUUGACCACUACUAAAUUGCGUGAGAAAUAUCAGUCCCGGGCUUACUUUGCCUAUAAAAAUCGGUAGGAUGAUCAGUGUUCCUGAUGGCACGCUAAUACGGAAAUCUGUACAAAAACUCUGCGUUCAAGGUAUAUGUUUUCUUAAGGUCUAUAUGAAUUCUUAUUACACAACUUUCAAACCAUUUCUAAGAUACAAGCCAUUUGAUUCAAGCCUGGUCAGUUUAAAUCUGCAACAUAAGGGAAUAAGGGAAAUGACGGCGAAGACGGCGUGUUAUUCGCGCGGGCAUUUUGCUAAAUUAUCACCGCAAGACUUCUGGCGAAGGAUUGCACUUAACAUUUUGCUUUUUUCUAAGACAAGUUCCACCACUCCAGUAAAAAUUUAGCUUAAUCUUCCUUAUCAAUUUUCUCCGGCUAAUUCGGGCUAAAAUGCAAAGCUAUGACUGCAAGAGUAAAGUUAUUUCCAAACAGCUGGUAACGUCAGUUUCACCAAAGUUCCCUUCAUUUCGUUUUUAUCCGACAUAAGUGCACUAAUAUCAUCAUCAGAAACGGAAAUCAUGAUUUUGGUUAUCUGUAAGAGACAACGUGAACAGAUGAAUCUUUGACUCAUUGAAACGAGUAACUGAACAGCAAAAGCUAAUGUUUUCAAAUAAACGCAAACAAACAAACAAACUACUGAUGCUAAAAUACUUUUAAAAUCUAAUUUCCAAGCAAAUAAAUUUUUAGCUUAAAAUAACUAAUAACUUUUUUUAUCCUCUGGCUCAAUCUGUCAACUUAAACAAGAAAUUAGACUAUGAAGAAUCGCAAAAAAAUCAAAUGAUCAUCUAGAAACUUCAACCAAGUUUUAUGACUCAAGCUCUUGACAGAUGCAAAACAUUUUUCAAAAGAUACUUUUAAACAUUGCAAAUUUAAUUAUACUUCCCUGGGAGAUCUGAGCAGAUAAUGGAGCAGUCAAUCACAAGGCGUCAUAAUUACUGAAUUAUUUUGGCUAAAUUGGCAGUAGACAGUCUAAGCCUUACAAUGUAUUUGAUUGAGUUCAAAAACGGUUGCGAUAAGCUUUCUCCACGCUUUGUUACUCUUGGUCGGCAGAAAAUUGCUUUGUUUCCAAAAAAUUCUGGUUCUCAAGCAGCACUUGCACUAGAGCCAUUUUCAAUUGAGUGUCAAAAGUGAUCCGAGGUUGCAUUGGUUUUAUUCUACAUCGCUCUGUGAUUGGCCCAAAAAACUCGAGCCACUCUCUCCACCAGUCAGGCUAAAACCAAGUCACCUCCGUUUUCCCGCUCUUUGGACAGUUUGCUUGUUUUAGUUUGAGCCCUCGUGCUCAUUGGUUCCUAAGGGUACUUUUCUCUCUUCCGACUGGUCGUUAUGAAAACUUGGGGUUUGGUGCCACAACAUUCAAUCGAAUAGCGCUCUUACUGAAACCAAAAGAACUUCACAAUUUUCACAAAGUAAAGGCAAAGUAGUUUUAACGUGAUUUUUCUUUAUUUACACCAGACACUUUUAUCGGAAAUAACCUUGGUCGCUGCCAUCAUGUCAGAAUGUUAUAACUUUUGACUUAACCGAAAUUUAUGUGCUGUAAAGUGUGAGUUACCUUAGCUGUACCGUAACUUGAGUAUACUGAGUGAAUAGUGUUCCCAAAUGCAUGUGCGGUAAUUUAAUCUUUGACCUAGUAACUUUAAAUGGUGACAAAACCUAUUUCGCUCUCUCUCUGGCGCAGGUUAUCAAAAGUCUGAACUCUCGUCAAUCUGUGCAAACUGAAUGGGUGGGUGAUGGAAAACUGUUUCUUUCAAAUGUGGGUCGAUACAAGGUAAAUGGUGAACUACCAAAUAUUUAAGGUCUCAAAUGCAUUUUUGUCGUUUCUAUGCUACUGUAUACUGUUUCAGGUGUUAUAAAGUAACGUUGUUUUAGAUUCUCUAUCUAGUAAGGUAAUUGGAAAUUAUACCGAGCACACGCAACAGAGCUGAAAAACGUCUGCGCCUGUCAGACCGGCUUACCUGUGAAACCAUAGCAACACUAUACAAAACUGGUGGAAGUUUUGAAAACCUUGAGAAGUAAUGUGGUUUUCCGCCUAGCCUAAAACCUAAGUAAAGAGGUUAAACACCGACCAUUCUCAAACAGAAGAACUAAAUAUAUUUUGCGCUUAACAGUUUUCCCUUGCAUACUUGCCGGAAUUUGGCUGUAAACUCUGUCUUUCGUUGCAAAAAUACAUGUAGUUGGGAUGCAGUGAUGUCAGUGCUAGUGUUGGGCGGUAAUCGUCGAUAUUUUCUGUUAAGUUUUUGAAAAAGGCGUCUUUAGUGGACAAAAGAUACUAAGUCUUUCAAUCGUUUUUUCAAAGUUACGGCCAGGUUAAUUGAUGUAUACGUUGUUAUGGAUCAACAAGCGUAAUUUUCUCUUUGUCGGAUAUGUGGAUGCCAUUCAGUUGCCACUACAUACCUACGGUACUCAAUAACGUUUACUCGGCGGAAUUAGAAGGUUACCGUUCAGAGUGUCAUUAAUCGAAGACAAUAUCCUUAAAUAUUUUUUUACGAUUUUCCUUUGGUUUGCGUCCUCAGGGAGAAUUGGUGGCCAUUAAAAGGCUUCAUAAGGACUCCGUACACCUGACACGUGACAUUCUGAUAGAGAUGAAACAAGUGAGUAGGUGAAAUUCAGGCUUGAUGCGCUAAUGGCAAUAACUGUGCCAUGAAGGUCAGAUAUCCUUUCGAUUGGCACUUCCACUCCGACGGCCCUUUCAACUGAAGAGAGUUUUAAUUAUCCGUUAAACAUUGAAACCAAACCUCCCGUCGUGGACUUAUGUCCCGGGUGAGUUUGGCUUCUUUUGAUAAGUUUACGGUUGAGUGGAAGUUUAGCUCGCUUGGCAAAUACAAGUAUUGCUGGUUGAACUGGUUUUCUCCGUUUCUACGCUAAAUACAACGAGCAGUUAAGUUAAAUGAGUUGAUAAUGGGUACUGGCCACCGAAGAGAUAUUCUAUAGCCAUUGUUUUGAGCAUUAGACCUUUUCCGUUUUGACAAAAGGCAAACGCUCGAAGCUUCAGUUUCAGAAUGUCUCUUCGGUGGCCAAUUUACAUCAUCUUAUCAGUUGAAACAACCAAAUAUUCUUUUAACACUCCACUACGAGACAGCACCACAGUCUCUUUAGAGCUUAACCCCCUUAAUUUAUUUGGGGAGACUGUGCGUUAAAUAGAUGUUCCACGAAAAGAAAAAUUAUUUAUGAGGCCUGCCAAUAUCCAACAGAGGUCCAAACUGGUAUAAAUGUUUAUCAUUUUUAAUGAAAUGAAUCAGAAAUAUCAUUUCAACAUAUUUUUAGGUGUGUUAGUGUAUCGUCUGUGCAGAAAAAAAAGAUAAAAUUAACCAUUCCGUGGUGUUUCCUAAUUGUCAGGUACGAGAUAUUGUCCACACAAAUCUCAAUCCUUAUAUCGGAGUGUGCAUCGCAUCCCCAAAUGUCAGCAUCAUUUCUCAUUACUGCUACCGUGGCAGCUUAGAGGUGAGGCAUCAGUUAGACAAUAUAAUUACGAGAAAAAUUUAACAUACACGAUCUCAUGGCGGGAAUGAAGAGGAGAAUCACAUUUCAAUUCUGGUACUCAAAAUCCUCAUAGCCACGAACAAGGUAAAUUAAUAAAUUUUGAAUUUAACGGGAAACCAAACUUUACGUCGCAAAAUUCGUUGAACAAUCAGUCGGAAAAUUAUUUUCACUUUCCAUCAAUUUAAUAACUUGGUUAAAACAGUAGCAGUUCAUUUUUUCUGCCUUUUCGCUCUGUCAACCGUCCAUGCAAUUGAUGUUUCUUCUCAGUUUUGACUGAUUUCUGAUAUUGUUUGAUUUUCCAGGAAAUUUUAGCCAACCAAAACAUAAAACUCGACUGGUUCUUCCGAGCUUCUUUUGCUCAGGACAUUGCCAUGGUAACUGUAUUUAUUUAACUUGUGAUGUCUGAAAUUCAAAAGUAAACAUUCGUUUAAAAUUUCUCAGUUUAAAAACAUUUAAAACAGUUACUUUAGCCAAUUAUAUAUUGUCAGAGCUCUUUACCUGUUCAAUCAAGCCACAAUCGCUCUGACGAAGGGCUAAAGCUCGAAAAGUCGGCUUUUUGCUCUUUUCGGUGGCCAAUUUACGUUUUCAAGUUAGUUGUUACCACUAAAUUACCUACUAUAAUCUCCCACCGACGCAGCACCACAGUUACUUUAGAAACUCACCCCCUUUAUUCACAGGGAUUUAUACAAGUACUUUGAUCUAUAUUAAUCGGCAUCAUCUUUCGUCAAACAUUAGACAACAAUGCGUCGCAAAUGCCACCCUCUAGGUCCAGACCGAACUCAUCUUUGACUUUGGCCCAUUGACUAAAUUUUCUAUAAGUUAGCGCUGGCUAUUUUCGGUAAUUGAAUUUUAUCUGGCUGCAAUUAUUAGUUGUUGAAAUUAAUAAAUCGAAGACGCUCGAAAACUCAGCUCGUCUCAUUUAUAUAAUUUAAACAUUUUUUCACAGGGGUUGUGGGUUCUACACGCCUCCCCUGUACACGUACAUGGUCAUCUUAGGUCAUCCAAAUGCUUGAUUGACAGUCGUUGGGUUUGUAAAGUAUCUGACUAUGGGCUUGGCUUGUUAAAGAUUGGCCAAAGAGCACAUGAAAUCAGCGAACAUGCUAAGUACAGGAGUAAGCUUAAUCAACUUUUGCCACUUUUUCUUACAUUAGUCUAAGAGCUUUUUAAAUUGAGAUAUUAUUCUAAGUAUGAAGAGUGACAAUCAUUUUUUCAUAUUUGCUUUAGAAUUGUUCUGGACCGCGCCGGAGCACCUUUGCGAAGAUGCCAUUCCACGUUAUUCACAAGCGGGUGACACAUACAGUUAUGGAAUUAUCCUCAGUGAACUUCUCAGUAGAGAGGAACCAUAUUCUUCACACUGCGUGGAUCCCAAAGGUGACUGAAAGAACCUGCAGCAGGACUUCACCCUGGCUGCGCAAUCUAAACAUCUUAAAAAUAAUUUCCUUCGUGAAGUCGACCCUGUGGCCAAAAACCGAAUUUGGGAGGAGGAUGUAUAUCAAUGCAGUUCUAUGGAAACACAACGGAGUCUAAUUGACUUUCUUAGUCUUUUUAAAAUUUUCUAUUGAAAGAAUACAUCAGAGGAGGUCGUAGAAAUUGAGAGAAAACAAAGGAGUCAGUAAAUUAAAGUAACUGUUGUCAAAAUUGGUUGCCAUGUUCAAAAGAGAUCAAAAACAGAUCUAGUAGCAAGAAGGGCACUAAGAAAAUAGAUGUUCUAGAGAUUAUCGCAUUUCACUGGCUAACGGAUUUUAAAUUAAAAGUAUUUCAAUAAAGAAACCGUAAAAGUUUGCAGUCGUUUGUUAAUUGUAAUUAUCUUUUAAAUAUUAUUUACUCUUUGUUUUUUCUUAAGAUAUCAUCGACCAAGUGAGGAAAUGUCUUGUUCCUCCUUUCCGGCCUGACCUACCGAGUGAAAUCAGAGACAACGAAGGCAUCAUCCAUUUGAUGGAAACAUGUUGGGAUAACGAUCCUUCAAUGAGGCCAGCAUUUUCGGAAAUAAAGUCAAAGUUAAAGUCUCUCAACUGCGGAAAGUAAGAUUUUAUCAUGUUAAUUCUGACGUUUUAAGUUGUCAGACUGAGAAAUCAGCUGAUGGUAGGAUAAAACUUGAAAGGGCUUUAGAUUCACACCAGUUUUUGUUGUUGACAUGACCAUUUUCAGCCAAGGAAGGACACGAAAUCACAGUGCACAUAUAUCCGCGCAGAACAACUCUCUUGAGCAUAACGAAUAUGCACGCAUGUGAAAUGCAACACUGGAUUAGUUACUUUGAUCAUUCAAACACAUAACAGGGUUUAAGCUCAUCGUGGAAGUUUAUUUCAUCGCCAUGAAAUGAUUUCCAAACAAACCUUUGGGUACUGAAUCCCUUUUGCUAACAGCGCUUGUCAAUGAAACAGGAGAUAACAAAAGAAAUAUUACGUCAAUCAAACGAGAUAAUAUGAGAGAUCAUAGCCUUAGUGAAAACGAUUUUUCCCAUUUUUCAGGAAUGCUAACAUUGUAGACAAUAUGAUACGUAUGAUGGAGGACUACACAAACCAGCUGGAAAAUCUCGUAGACGAGAGAACGAUGCAACUAGCAGAAGAAAAAGCUAAAACGGACGAGCUUCUUUACAAAAUGCUUCCUAAGUAAGUGUAAAAACGCUUUGCUCAUACUCCAUUCUCACCAGAGCUUAAACAUGUUUUAAAGCUGUUUUGCUAUUAGCACGUUUGGAAAUUGUUUUCUGCAUAGAAACUGCUUCAACUGAUGUUUGUCGACUUAAAAUGUAGUACAUUGAGUCAGUGGCUACCUGAAACCUGUGAAAAAUUCAGUUUUUUAAUUCUCUGUAUUUUCAUUGUGCUAGUUAUUGAGUCGUCAAACAUCAGUUUAAACAACUUCUAUAUAGAAAACAAACAUAAACCGUGUUUAACAAAACAGCUUUUAAAGCUUUGAAAUAAAUUGUUAGGAUCAUAUCAUUUAUAUAAUCGUAACUAUCAAAAUUUUGAUUACAACAACUGUAUGUGUAAAACUUAUCUAUAGCAGUAUUAAAAUAUGUUACCCAUAUUGUCCAAACGUCUUUUCACGGUUCACGGAAGGUAAUGUAUGCUUUAAUGGAAUAGAUAGGCAAUAGUCAGCUUUUACUUGAACACUACGUAAAAUAAAAUUUUUCAGUUUUGUAUCGUAAAUUUUCGUUCAGUUAAAUCUGGCUUAACUAAACAUGUUUUCCUGCUGUGAAUGUGGCAUUAGACACCCCCCCUCCCCCGAGUUGAGUAUUUAGAAUUGGAUACAGCCUAUGCUCAUUGUUUGACAACUUGCUCCAAAAUGAAAAGGUAGGACUGAGAUGUCUCACGAUCCACGGGAAUAAAUGUAAGAGCACCCUGUGAACAGGUCAACGCAGUCCACCAAGCCUAUGGCCCUAGAACUCGUUCCUGUUCAUUUGAAUGAUUUUUUUUUUACAAUUGCUUCUCAUUUUCUAGACCGAUCGCAGAAGAUCUUAAGCUGGGAAGAUCAGUGACAGCAGAAAGCUUCUCCUCAGUGACCAUUUACUUCAGCGAUAUCGUGGGCUUUACGUCAAUAGCUGCUAAAUGUACACCAUUACAGGUAAUGGGCGCUUUUUUCAACCUUUUGAGUGCCAGUUUUUUUUCAGUCCUACGCCGAAGUAGAGGAGUGGUAAAUUUGAUAAAGAUCGUAUCGAAUUCUUGAUGUUACACCUGAAAAAAUGGUGAAAAUUGUUCUUUCAUUACUACAUGGUUGUUUUUCGCAGGUAGUACAUUUUCUGAAUGACCUGUACACCUGUUUCGAUAAUGUUAUUGACUCUCAUGAUGUUUACAAGGUGAGCUCUCUUUUAUAUUUGACUUGCAACAGGCAGUACGUGUAAUUGCUUCAAGCCUGCCCCUUGACAAAUCAAUCUGUUCAGUAAGUCACCUAGAGUACAAGUUACACCCUCUGCAAUUAAUCCUCUGCUGUUGGACAGCAUGUUAGGGAGAAAUGUACCUACCUUUCCUUCUGUUUCUUUGUGAGGUGUGAAACAAAUCUUUGUUGUAAAACAAUAGGUUGAGACAAUUGGUGAUGCGUAUAUGGUGGUAUCAGGUUUACCGGUCAGAAACGAUAACAAACAUGCCGGUGAGAUCGCCACGAUGGCGCUAAACCUGCUCAGCUCAACCAGAGACUUUACCAUACAACACAUGCCAAAUAAAAGGCUUCAGUUACGAAUUGGGAUUCAUACAGGUCAGUAUCUACUUAGAAUAUGAGGCUGAGGUAUUCGUUAAAAUGCAAGAGAAAGCUUAGAGCUUGGCUCGGAAAACACAGCGUACAGUAAGCUUCAAAAAAGUGGGAUCUUUAUUUUAUACAUUAACCGUAAGCGUAAUGAAGCAUGGGGUUACUAUGGAAUCUCGCCAAAGUUACGAGUGUAUGUAUGAGGAAAUGAUAAAGUUCGUGUGAUCUGCACUUGUUCUGGAAUUUUGCUGAGAAAACAGCGUCGCCCUGCGAGUGUGGUUAUGAACUGCCGGUCUCUAUCAGCUUAGCUUUCUGGUGGCGCGUCGUUUGUGCGUGUAUCAGCCAAAAGAGUCUCUAGAUCUGAGGUUCGUUAAUUAAUAGGACUAAAUUCGUUUACUUUUUUUUUACUAUGCUUGUUUUGCCGGAUAAUGUUCCUAUAGCCUGUAUUGUAAAAUGCUAAUUUCUUCAGAAGUUGUGGUUCAAAAAAGUGUAUUCCACAGCAUAAAAAAGUACGUACAAGUAGAAAACUCGAAGAUUGAAGCCUCUCUACUGUUCACAAUUACAAUUUAUGUACCAAGCAACGCCAAAGAGAAAGAGGAUACAGAUGUAACAAAAAAAAUGUAUCACAAUAUAUUUCUGUCUGCUUAAAGGUCCGUGUGUAGCUGGAGUCGUAGGGCUCAAAAUGCCUCGCUACUGUUUGUUUGGAGACACUGUGAACUACGCGUCAAGAAUGGAGUCUAGUGGACUUGGUGAGUAGUUUUUUUUGUUGAUCAUGUUGCUAUAGUUCGGAUUUUUUAAAAUUUUCUUUCUACAAUAUAUCUUUUCUUAAAUAGAUAGGAAUUGAUCGAUUGUAAGGAUAAUAUUAUUUCUAUAAUCGCAACUAUCAAAAUUCUGAUUACAAUAACUGUAUGUAUAAAAACUUAUCUAUAGCAGUAUUAAAAUAUGUUAAUUACCCAUAUUGUCCAAACGUCUUUUGUCUACGGAACGUACUGUAUGCUUUAAUGGAAUAACAGCGAAUAACAGCUGGAAUGAUAACAAAGAUGAUAAUAAUAAUAAUAAUCAUAACAAUAUUAGUUGUAAUAAUGACAAUAAAAAAUAAUAUCAACAAUGGUAAUGAUGAUGAUAAUAGGGGUGAUAAAGAUGAUAAAACCAAUAAUAGCUAGCUUAAAAAAUUGUUAUCAAAAAAGAACUUCUUAGUCAGCCUCAACUAGUACAGACGGGCUAUUUGAACUCAAAAACAAACGAUCUUGAGCAAAUCAGUUCGCCAAAGGCCAGCGACGAAAAAAAAUAAAAUCUGGCGGAAAAAAUCCUGAUAUAGUUCAAACAUAAUUGACACUUCAGCCUUAAGAAUCCACUUGAGCCCAGAAUGUAAAGUAGCCUUAGAUCAACUUGGAGGCUUUCACCUUGAAGAAAGAGGACCUGUCUCCAUUAAGGUAAGUAACUGAGUCAAACGUAAGUGACUUGAUUUAUAAGCGGCCAUGUCAUGAAGCUAAGCAAUAACUUGUCGUUCUCGAACUAGUCAUGCCAAAAUAGUAUCAAAAAUGACCACAAACAUAAUGAUGUGUAAAAUUUCAAAAAAGUUAGACUGAAGAGUAAAAUCUAAAUUGUAUAAAUAAUAUGUUCUUUCAGGUAUGAGAUUACAAAAAUAAUUGACUAAAUCAAAAGAAUAGGAAAUUUUGAUAAAAGUCAGCUAACUUUCCAAAGGAGCACAUCAAAUUGACUUUACCGUAGGCGCGUAUAACGCGUUGGAAAAUUUUGUAGAAUGAAAGAUUAGAAAACAUGCAAAACCAAUUUAAAUGGAAAAUACAUAUUUCCGUGUUAGCACAUCUAGGCUUACACACUACAUGUCUCCUUACAAUACAGCCAUGACCUUUGAUUUGUUGUUCAUGUUGCCGAUAUGAGUUUUGUCAUGGUAGGAAGUCACGUUUCUUCAAAAAUUUCUUCCUUACAGGGCAAGGGAACGAUAACAACCCAUUUUCUGAAUGGGAAGGAUGGUUUUACGAAACCUCUCCCCGAUCUUUGUGAAGCAGCCCCGUUGACCGAACACGAAUUUAAAUAGCCUUUGCGACGUGUGCCGCAUCCUUUUGAAGCUACGCUGCGCCCACAAGCUUCGUGUACUCAGUUACAACAGCUAAGAGCAUAAUGCCUUCUGUUAAAGAAAGAAAGAGAAAGAAAGAAAAGGUCCUCGAAUUCAUUUUAACCAUUAGGUAAAAUAUUAAACUACGACAUAUUUAAUCGGGUGGAUGAUAGCAAGAGGCUGAUUACCUCAGUAUUCUAUGACACGUACAAUAACCGUUACAAUUUCCUCAACUGUGAUUGGUACAUUGGCUGCUUUAUUCUCAACUAAUCAUUCUGCACAGUUGUAAUCAGACUGUGUAAUUGGACGGUUGCUUGUGAUCGGACGCCUACAAUCAGACUGCUGAAGCAGCCAAUUUUACUUAGUCCACUCAGCUAAAUCCACCAAUCACAGCAUUGAUCACAAUAACCAUAGUGAUAACUACUUAUCCUGC
Messenger RNA from Pocillopora meandrina, 15254 nucleotides. The record is from the annotation of a GenBank genome assembly. NCBI's taxonomy places the organism in Eukaryota, Metazoa, Cnidaria, Anthozoa, Scleractinia, Pocilloporidae.